UGAUCGUGUUCAACCUCCUUAGCCCGAAUUGAUUGAUACAUCAGUUGCGUAUCUCAGCCCUCACCGUGGUCCAACACAAACGACCUCCCACCCUGCCUCUCGCACGUUGCCGACGAUCCUCCACCCUCCUUGCUGCACGUCGCUGACGAGCCAGGAACACUCCCCCUCGCCGGAAUCAUUCGACCACCCUAGUCGCCACAGCUUCAGCCUUCAGGCGAUUUUGGUGCCGAGUUCAGUCAAUAGAACAUUGCUCAUCUGAAGAAAAAGAUUAAACAUGGAUGCAAAUGUUUCAAAAAUCCAACAACAACUCACCGAGCUUGAAAUUGAAGCUGAACAUCUACUUUUGGCACGGCAUCAGGUUGUUGAAAAUGACAGGUUAAGGAAUGGGAACAGGGAAGCAUUAACAGCGCUUAGGAAGACGGCUCGUACAACAAAAAGUAGCAUUCCUUCUCCAUUUGAGUCUAUCAUGAAAGAAAUUGGGGGGCGUGGUUCUAAGCCAUUGGUUCAAGAAAUUUGUCCAACCUGUGGUAAACAUGAUGCCACUGAGAAUAUGUGGAUGAUGUUCCCUGGAACUGAUGUCUUUGCUCAGAUCCCCUUUCAUGCAGCUCAUACUAUAUUAGAGGAAGAUCAAGAACGACUAGACUCAGACUUGAAGGAGCUGCAGAGUGUUGUGAAAGAGAAAACUCUGAUAAUCUCGGAAAAGGGUGCUCUUGCUGACAAGAUUAGCCCGGCGAUCUUGAGGUCUUUAGUAACAUUAACGGAUAAAAAGUAAUUCGUGUCUGCUUAAAUGAACUAGUUUUGACACUCUACUCUGUAUAAUCUAAUUAUCUAAUUUUGUACAUCGUUAGACUAUGUUUAGUUCACCACCUGUAUUCUUUUUUACCUGAUUUAGUCUCAACUUCUUUUUAAUGUGAUAUGUAUUGAACUUAUUUUACUGAUCCAAUCAAAUUCCUUUUAUUUUUCUUCUAA
Messenger RNA from Beta vulgaris subsp. vulgaris (sugar beet), 969 nucleotides. RefSeq lists its product as hypothetical. The coding region runs from base 275 to 772 and encodes 165 amino acids. The record is from RefSeq and is a predicted model, not a curated record. NCBI's taxonomy places the organism in Eukaryota, Viridiplantae, Streptophyta, Magnoliopsida, Caryophyllales, Amaranthaceae. The transcript is spliced from 5 exons.